This is a messenger RNA of Spirodela intermedia, 14546 nucleotides long. The record is from the annotation of a GenBank genome assembly. Lineage: Eukaryota; Viridiplantae; Streptophyta; Magnoliopsida; Alismatales; Araceae.
AUGGAAGCUGGAGAAGGGGAAGGAUCGGCGGCGGAGGUGACGGAAGUACUGCGCGUUCGCCGCGUCGAGGCGUUGCCUUCUCCCGAGCACUUCUGCGUCAUUGAGUCUGCCAACGUCCCCGCGGUAACGGCUGCCGCUUCGCUCUCGAUUCUGCUUUCCAUGACAUGUCUGGUUUCUGCGAAUUCUCCCAAUGAUAUCUAGAAAAGGCUCCCGUGACACCAUGCUGCCGCCUCUUGAAGGUUUUCGUUGCCGCUGUCAAGGACUGGAAUGCUUGCUCCUCGUGGGACCCCCGGAGUGGUGGGCUUGACUACUUGCUGGUCUGUCUUUCUCUUUCUCUGUGUCUCUAGCUCUUCCUAUUUAUUUAUUUAUUGAUUUUUACUCUUCCACUAGGCCAUGCUCUAGCUUUAUUUUUCCGGAGUAUUCUUGAGGAUGAUGCUAAAAUAGGCAUUGCCACCAUUAAACGAAACCAGGCUUAUUUAUGACAUAUAUUGUUCUUUUUUUACUGACUCCCAUGACUCCGUUUUUUCUGUUUAUUUACGUGGGUAGAGUUAUGCCUGGUAGCCGUUAUUGUAAUAGGAUCCCCCCGCUUGACAGUUGGUCCUUUCAUCUUGCUCAUUUCUUGAUUUCUCAUUACUGAAAUGGUCAUAUUUUAUACAAGGAAUCAGCUAGUACGCGCAAGAAGAUGUUGCCAUUUUAAGUUUGAGGUCAAACACUGUCUGAUGUAAAUGGAUGCAUUGACACUAAACAGGGAGGAUUACUGGUGAGAUGACUGUGAGAAGGCCUUCCUGAGAGCUCAGGCUUAUGGUUCUUGUCUCUGUGGCUGAUUUUUUUUAGUUGUCAGUUACCCUUGUCAGCUGGAAGAAGAUACAAACAAUUAAAGAAUGAAAAUGACAGGAAAAAAAAUGCUCUGCCAGGACUCACUGUCGCCCCACCAGUGUCGCUCUCACUUGCCGUUUCACUCUGCCGUCAUAUCCAGCUGCCCACUUCUACUGUUCAAUCCUAGAGGAAGUGGCCGUUUUCCUGACAUUGGUUGGGUCGUGUGUUCUGAUAUCUUAUCAAGGACAGACGGCCGUUCUUGAGAAAAUGAUCCUACACUAGUUGUUGCUAUAGUCUCCUGUACUCCAAAUUCUAUGCCAUCCGAAUUUGGAAGAUGUUGCCUGGUAUUACUUUAGUGCCUAGAAAUUAUUUUGAGAGAGAUUUUACUCCUUGUUUUAAUUCAAAGUCGAGCAUUUUUAGCUUUACAGUCAAGCUUUGAUUAUAUCAGUGGGCUUACAAAUUAAUACACCACGAAAGACAAUCGCAGUGGACACCACAUACAGCUAAAAAUACUCGAUGUUAAUUAAAGCAAGGAGAAAAAUCUUGCUCUCAAAAGAAUGUCUAGGCACCAAUGUAAUAUCAAUGUCUAUCAAGUGAGUAGCAUGCCCACUACUGAGAAAUAAAAGUUAUGGAAAAAAACAUCAAAGCAUGUUAUGCCAAGCGCACGUUAGCUCACAUGGAUUUCUAAAAUAUCCUUUCUAGGAACUUGUUUUUUAUAUCGAAAUCUGUGCGACAAGAAAUAUCAUAAGGAAUUCAAUUUUUUGUGAACUAUAUAAUCAUAUUUAUGAGAAGGACCAGUGUCCUCAGCUAAUAUUCCCUUGGACAUUAAAAUAAAUUUCAUAUAAAGAUAAGCACGUGGUCAGAAAAGAAUCUUGGAAAUAAAUCAUGUUGAGAAUUAAGAAAACCAAAAUCCUACUGGUCAAAAACGAUGAAUUAGAAGAGGGAAUAAAGUGUGCACAAGAAAUGUUAGAGUAAUGUCCACUUUCUGCACCAGGAUUCCACUAUUAACUAUUUCAAGAUGUCUUAUCAUAGGGAGUUUCAAACCUCAUGCCAACCAUACUACAACAGUUGACCCACAUACUAGUCUUGCCACAAUAAUAAUUAGGAUUCAAAUAAAUUAACGAAUUAAUUAACCAAUGGAAUGAGUUGUUAAAGAACCACCAUGUGACCCACCAAGAACAGUCUACUUUUGAUGGAUCAGAAAAUUCUUCUCAAUGGCAUGAUUACUGGUUACAAGUACACUCAAAUAUUUUGUGAGUUCAGUUAAGAGGUGAGAUAAGAAGCUCCUUAAGGGAAAACAUCAUAAAGAACAAACUGUGCCAUAAAAAAUAACCACCUAGGUGGGAGUUUACUUUAAAAAUUGUUUGAAUACUUUUCAAAAAAUAAAUAAUUACACUAUAAAGGAGGUUGAGAAACCAGUAAAAAUUCUAGUUUACAAGGACACCUUCAAAUUGAAGGAUCAGAUCACUAAUUAAACGAUGAAUGGCUGUAAUAAAUGCAUUACGUAAUGCCCAACAUUCAGAUGAAAGGAUUGAAAAUCCCCACUAGCUAUACCAUACACCAAGUUUACUUUUUAUCUAGUAUGAAUAUGUGCAUAUUCUCUUCCAGUAAACGGCAUUAAUAUUUUCAAAACCGUUGAAAUGCACCGCAUGACAUGAAGAGAAAGAAAGGGUAGUGUCCACAUUUACUUAAAAUGCUGGAAUUUGUCAGGAAUCGAUGCUAGUUAUACUAUCUCCUUGCUGGUGUAUGCUUUGUUGCGCAUGUGUUUGAGGAAACAAAUACAUAAAAAGUUAUGGAUUGUAAUAUUGUGGAUAAUAGAGAUAUACUGAUUUAUUUGUUGUCAUAAAAUCUUGCUCAGGCUAAAGCACUGGCUGAUUUUUUUAUUUUGACAUCCUCUCAGAAAAUUACGAACAUAAAAUUGACAGGUAAAAAUCUGGUUUAGGUAGUAGGGGUUGUAGAAAACUGUUUGCCUUCUUUCCUCUUCUUAGGAGUUGAAUAGUUGUCAUUGCAUGAUUCUUUUUCGUCAUUUUGUUUCUCCUGUGGAUAUUUUCAUCUACUCUUGGAAAAAUUUGUUACACGUCUAUCAGAAUGUACUUGUUCGGUGGUAUUUUUAUGUCACCCCUGUUUGAAGUAAGAGGUAAAUUUCCUUCUUGCAGUAGUAACGCUCAUCCACUUAUGCUUAACUGCAAAGUUGAAAACUGAGAGAUCCAUUUCCAGUCAUGUGCUAUUUAUAUUUGUAUUUUUAAAGCUACUUUACAUUGAUUUUUGCUCAUAUUGACGAAACGACCCUGAGCGUCAUACAAUGUAUUAUAAUUCAUUUGGGUGGUUACAUGCAUCAUGAUACAUUUUGAAUAUUGCAGGAUAAAGUAGGGUCCACUACUGUGGAGGCUAUGCUUUCUAGAUCUGGGCCUGUCUUUUACGGGGGUCUUAGAAACCAUGAGCGAGUAAGAUUGUAUAUUAACUUAAUACUUUUGGAGUAGCUUACAUGAAGAAUCUGCUUCGAGAGAGUCCCUCUUUACAAGAUAUCUUAGGUUGUCUCUUUGGAUGACAGGUUCCUCUGCCAUUUUCUGAUUUUAUCAAGUUUUGUCAACAAAAUUCCCAGCUGAGCAAUCAAAAUGGUCCAGCUGGUGCAGAGGGACACAUUGAUACAGCAUCUACGCUUACUUACCCAACAUUUAUUUCGACUAAUGAUCAAGUUUAUCUGGCUCAGGUAAUACAAUAUCUACAGUCCAACUCUGGUUCUCUCUUAGAAUUUUCUGUUCAUCAAACGUGUAAUGCUCUUUUUCAUUCCUCACGAGGCUUGCUCUUAUAUUUCACUUGUGCUAACUUUGAAGGGAAGUGAGCCAGUUAAUUAUUCAUGACUGAAGUGGUUCUGUUAAACAAGGUCAUGUUCGGUUGACAAGAAAUGUUUGUUUAUGUAGGUUCCAAUUUUGACGGUUGAAAACAAUGAAAAGUCACCCUUGCAAAGCCUGAUUGAUGACAUUGAGAAGGUACAAUGAUAGUCAUGUAUUCUCGACAAUCUGUUUUUCUUACGACAGUAUCUGAGAUUUGAAAUAGGAUAACACAUCUCUCCUUUUCUUACCAUGGUCCCUUGUUGUCUAUUGGUGCAGCCUAUAUUUCUUGAAACAAACACGCUGGCAUCUAUUAAUUUCUGGAUGAACAAUGUGGAGUCUAGAUCUAGUAUUCACUAUGAUCCACACCAUAAUCUCUUAUGUGUCAUUGCUGGUCGUAAACAAGGUGCAACUUCAAGGUUAAUUAGGAAUUGUCUUUUCAUUUUCUUGUUACGCUACAGUAAAUAUUUAUAUCGGCAGCAUGAUUUUUCACUGUAGACAUUGUUCUUCUGCAUUGCCUUUUCUUACACCACAUGUUCUCGUAGUUCAUGGAAUCAACUGACUGAAAUACAAUAUAACACGUUGCUUAAAGACUGAAUCUAGCUUUCUAUUUCCUUCACUAAUAAUCUAAAAAUUGCUAUGCGCGUUUUAGUUUAGUGACGUCAGGAGCUUGAAUGGAAGUAUAGUCUUGGCUGUGGAGAACGUGGACAAUCUACUUCUUCCUCUAAUUAAUUAAUUCUACAAUCCGUUUAGAUUGUUCCAUUUUGGGAAACCUCAGAUAUUAACUGCAAAUUUGAAGUCCAUUUGGACUAUCUAUAAACUGAAGGCUCAUUUUCUGUGUGAGCAAAUACUGUCUUUUUUUGUAAACAAAAAUCCUACUGUUGGAUCCAGGGGCCAAGAUUUUAUUCUUGGAUGACGAUUUGAGACAACGUUUCUCUCUUUGAAGAAUUUAAAUUUUCAAUGAGCAUUUUACUUCAUAGCAUUUUCUUUUGUGUAUGAGGAUUUAACAUUUCCUAUUUUGGAAAAGGAAUUUUUUAUCUUGACACCUCUACAAUGUAUUUCAGUGUUUCUAUGGCCACCUUCAGCAGGCUGCUUUCUCUACCCAAUGCCUGUGUAUGGAGAAGCCUCCAAUCAUAGGUACGCUGGGCUUGUACACUUGCAAAGUUCUGCUUUUAAUUUGCAUGUUUAACAUUGAAAUUUGUAGUAAAUCUAGAACACUUUGUUUCUCUUUCCUCUGGUAACGUGAAUAACUUUGUACUCUUCUUUGAAUUUACAUUAUUUUUUUGUUAUCAACUGUUAUCUUAUCUACUUUCAUCUUUAUCUUUUAAUUUUUUUCUUUGCCACUGUGUUUCUCUCUCAGUUCCUUGGAUAUACAAAACCCUGAUUUUUCUCGCCAUUCAAGGGCGAAACACUAUAUGGAGUAUUCCCAAAAGGUCAUUCUUCAUGGUGGUGACGCCCUUUUCAUACCUGAAGGCUGGUAAGACAGAAAGCUACCGGAACUUUAGGCAGUCUGUUAGUGUAUCAACUCAUAUGGGCACUUCUUUUUUUGGUGACAUUCUGAAUUUUAUUCUACAGGCUAAUCGGACUCCUCAUCCUAACUUGUUACUCUCACUAAUUCAAUACUACAUUUCUAUUUCAAUAUCUCAUUUUUGUCAUUUAGAAGAUGUCUGGUUCUUCUGUUCACUCAGCCUGCCUAACAAUAUAAGAUCGCGUACAGAAAAACAUAAGACAGAAGAAAAACUUUCAGUCUGCAUUCUUUUCAAAAGGCUGUCUGCGUAUAAACAUUAUCAUCAUCUGUCGUGAGUGUACAUACUGUGCCCUUUUUAGGUCUUGGGUAUGCACCUUCCUUGCUGAUGGUGGCUUAGCAUUCAGUGUUCCAACAAUCUGAUAUCCCUUUGAAGUUCUUCUGAAGUUUCUUCUGGUUGAAUCUCUCUGUCAUAAUCGUAAUCCUCUGCUAUAUUGGUAUUGCGAAAAAACUGGUUUGCUGCAUGCAACUUGUACUAGAAGCCGAAAAAUAAUUGAAAAUCAUUACACUAUUCACACCAUUGAAAGCCUGACAUCUUUUGACUCAGAAGAUUACGUGUAAUAAUUCUUCACAGUGGGUUGAGUGAUUCGCCAUCAACAAAUAAUGGGAGAAGAUCUGUGGUCUUCAAGGGUGUUUCUUAGAAGGCAUGUGACAGGGUUGCUGGUCUUAUACUGAUAAGGAAUUUCUUAAUGAGGUUAUCGGAAAGGUUGAUAAAUUGCUGCAUGAUUCCUCAUCCAUAGCUUCAUUCUCAUCCAUUCUAAAUGUGUAUCUUGUUAGUCAACCAAGCUCUCAACUUCAUUAGGAUUUAUUAUCGGCGUCAUAAUUGUUGUAAACCAUAAUCAACAAGCGUGCUGAGGGCAUAUUUUAUUUGAAUAUGCAAAGUUGAAAAAUCUCAAAUAGCUUCCAUUAUGACUGAGAUGGUGAACAAGGGAAUAUUAGUAUCCUACAUAAUAUGUUAGCAAUAAUAAAAUUAUGAGUAUCAAGAUACUUUACCCGUUCUUUAGAUGGCUCAAUGACUCUAACAUGGGAUCACAAAUGGUUGCGUUUAUCUGUACAUGCUCUUGUUGUCUCCGUGACAAAGAGUAAAACUUGAUGUACACAGAAGGGGCUGAUAUAGUUCCGUGCUGAUUAUUAUAGAAAUAAACUUCUGAUCAUCUCCACUCAUUGCCAAUUCGCUUUGAGUCGGACGACUCGAUUAUUCUAAUGAAGUGCUUCGGAAAACGUUUUUGGUUUCCAAUCCUUGCAAAUGUCAUUCAUAGAUAGCUUCCUCUGUACUCUUAUGUUGUCCAAUAAAUCCAUCAAAACCAUCUCAAUUUUAUUUCCUUCAUUGCAUUUACCAUUCAAUGGGGUCUUUCUAGUCAAGCUCUUUUUUACCUGAGCUUGAUGAUUUUAGGGUCUCAAAACAGGAACCAAAAAAAGGGUGGAAACUAGAGCAGCAGCCAGGGAACAUAACUGAAAGGAACGGGGGAAAUUAACUCCAUUGAGAAAGAAAAUAGGAAAGAACUGAGUGGUUUCCGGAGGAAACCCUAGAACAGUUAGGGACGGGUUUGAGAGCGCCUCAUCUCCCACUGAAUUCUUCCAACAGGGCCCCACAGUGAGGACCCUUACGGGUCGUUAUACCCAUACUUCUUAAUAGGCCCUUGGCCCGGCUUCCUUUGACCCACCUACAUCUUAACCUUCCUUCUCCAGGCUUAACUCGGACAUUGGGCCCAACAGUUCCGGACCUAACAGACGAUAACUCAUGUGAAUCAAGGAUUCUACCAUUACUGUCUUCUAUUGUAACACCCCAUUCGAGGGUAGUGUAGAGUGUCAACCUCCAUUCUCCAUCUUUGCUGAUUUUCAAUGCUGAAGAUGAAAUUAGGAGGGACAAAAAAGUUCUGUACAGCUAAAUAGAGACGACCAUAGAUCAAGGGCUUAUUUGUCUGUGCAUUAAGUUGCAUACAAUAAACCAUAUGGCUACUUAAAUUUUCGUCCUUUUAAUGUCAGUAUAACUAAGAUAUUAGAUGAUGACAAGAAAGCAUUAAGAAGAGAUUUGUUUUGGUUGGGGAUGGGGGGGGGGUGAUAAAAAGUAGUCCAGAAUGUAAAAGAGAAAAAGGCCCAACCACUUUAGAAGCAUGAGAAGAUUGGCCCAAAAAUUAAUUGGGUCCAGUAAAGCAUAAAGACUGGUCCAACGGCAGUUUAUUUUGGUUAUGUUCAGAUUCUGUUAGAGUUUGUUUUGGUUAUGUUCAGAGUCUGUCAAAGCAUGUCCUUCUAUUGUUUUAGAAUUUUUCCUGACUUUUUUCAAAGUCUGUUUGCUUUUUUCAACCUCCUUUUUGGCCUAUAUAAAGGCCCUCCAUUUUAACCUAAGGAUCAAUUUAAAUAUUACAAGUUUUUUCUCUCAUGAGAUUAUUGAUAGAAGAAAAGGCUGGAACCGUGCAGAACGGAGAGAAAUAUGGAAGGAAACCUCGUCGACAAAACAAAACAGAACCACGUAAGAAGUAACAAGGGGAUCCUCCUUCUCAUAAAUGCCCCGGUACCGACAAGAGAUCAGUUGUGGAGGAUCUUUCCCACUCUCCCCGUGCGACCAGACACCUAGAGUUUUGGUAACCCUAACCUUUCCUUAAUCUCCUAUCUUAUACCCCCCUCCUUAUGCUUGCCCACAAUUACAGGUUUGCCUUUUUUUGACGACAGUAAAUGAGAUGGGUUGCGGGUUCUUGAUGGUUACAGGUUGAGGGGGGCAUUAGUUAUCCUCUCUCUACAUAUGGGUUUAACUGCUUCAUGUAGAUUUAAGGUCUCCCUCCUGUGAAUUCAAGUGUUGAAGUCUCCAGUUCUGUGGAUUCAAAACUUGAUUUCUUCUUCAAAAUUCGUGCUGUGGAUUUAUGUCCGGAUCUUGCUAUCAUCUGUAUCAAUGUUGCAUCAGAGAGAGACAGAAACUAUAAAGAUGCACGUCUUCAAAAUAUCCACCUAUUUCUACCAUUGGUGUUGGUGGUGGAUAGAGAUAUAUAUAUAUGUAUGUAUGUAUGUAUAUAUUCAUGGAUAUACAUAUAAGUCUGUCUAUUAUAUUAUGUGGAUAUGUAUGUUACACAAAACUUUGGGGGGGAGGGGAGGGGAGGUAGGGAGAGAGAGAGGGCAGUGGCAGAUAAGUCUUGGGCUUGAGAAAGAAUGGUGUGGAGGAAGCAGGGCUUGUAUCCUGAUCCUUUUAUUGGACGGUCCCAACCACUUGCAAGAGCUGUGUACGCCCUAGGGCAUGAAACAAGGAGAAAGGGUUGGAAGGGAUGGCUGGAUUGGAGGAAUAUCAGCCUCCUCAGUAUGGAUGAUGUUGGCUAUGUAAUGCAAAUGGUAGAUGAAGAGGAUGGGAGAGUAGGAGGCCAAGAUUCUCAUCAUGGAAACUAUUAGCUGGUGUUUUUAUCGUGGAGAAUGGGGAUCAUUUCUAAGCUGCGUGGUAAGUCCAGUGCCAACCUGAUAGUGCUAAAGUGGGGGCUUGAGAAGGAAGAGAAAAAUAAAAUAGAUUCAAUUUAGAAUGAAUAAAACAUUUCUGAUGUUGAGUAGAAGUCCUGAAAAGGGUUCAUGAAAGCACAAUGUGGGGGAGAAGAGGAUAAUAAACUCGAAUUAUCAUUCAUCAAAAAGUUUCUACCAUGGAGCCCCUACUUGAUGCAUAGGAGAGUUGGGCAAUGAUGACACCUAAACUAAGUAAAUGGUUGUCCCUUUUAGGAAGCGCUUAAAAAUGUAGAAAGUUGGCCUUUUGAGAAUUCCACUGAACUAAUAAAAAAAGGAAACCAAAAUUUCAAGGAUUGAACAAUGCCCUGACUGCACCUAAUACAGAUGUGAAUUUUUAUCGAUCUUGUUCAUUUUCUCUCUUUGUCGUUCUACCUAGGUAGCAACCAGGAUCACUAUCUCAUCUAAAUUGAAUUAUCUUAUAAAAUGUCUUAGUCUUUCAAUGUCAAAGUGACUCUAUUUAGAUUUCCUUCGGCCUUUAGUGGUAACUUUAGCAAUAUGGUUUCCUCGAGUUCUCAAUAGCUCUUCAGAAAAAAAAUCUUGUCAUGGACAAGGAGACUGAGGCUGACACAUCAGAACUCUCUUCUUUGUUAUGCGAUUUUCUUUUAGCUUCUAGAUUAGUCUGUUUCAAGAUGAAUUCUGGAAGAAACUGAUCCUAUUGCACACAGGUUUCACCAAGUCGACAGUGAAGAUUUGACUAUUGCAGUGAACUUCUGGUGGCAUUCAACCGUGAUGGGCAGUAUGUUGGAGCACAUGGAUGCGUACUACUUGCGGCGGAUAUUGAACAGGUUUUUUUUUUUUUUCAAUUUAUUAGAACUGCCUGUUCUUUGACCAAUUAUGAUUUUUUGUGUAUGGAGCGCUGACACAUUGUUUUACUCUUCUGUUUGAACCUGCCAUCAAAUCAUUUCUCCAUAGAAAAGACUGGUUGACAAGGAAAUGGUAUGCAAUCUCUACUCAAAUUGGGUAUUUAUUAUAGCUAGGGUCAAAAUUUAUGAACACCUAGUGAGGUGCAUUCCAGUUUCAAUCACUUUCAUGGAUGUGAAGAACUUCACUUUUGAUAACCAGUUCAUCAUUGUUCCUUCUGUAAGGUGUUCAAAUAUUCUUAAUCACUUUGUCUGGUUUGGAAAUCAGAAAUUUAGUAGACCUUUUGAACUUGCACGUUGUUUUAUACUUUCCAUGGAAGAAUCAUGAUUGUUCUAAGAAGAUAUGCGAAAAAUUCUUCAUCGUCCUCCCUACAUGGAAAUCAAAAUUCUAAGAAGAUUUUCCAACUCGAUUUAUAUUCAUUUGAACGGAAGCUACUUUUCUUCACUGUUUCAUUCUGAUUGUUUUUCACCUGGUGUGUGAUGCUGAACGAGUUGACGAUGUAUUAGAAGACACGUUUGAUGUGUGAUUUUAGAAUAUUUUUCCAUGCAUUAAAAAAGUUGAUGUUAUAAAAGAUCACUACUUGACUAAUAUGAGAAGAAUUGUCUAAAACAUCUGUUUGUAUGGAAUUGACCCAGUAAUUCAUCACAUACAAGAAAAUGAAAGCGAUAUAAAUAAUUCCAGUAAAAAAAUUUUGCAGUUCCAAAUAUAUUUUCAUUUUAGAUCAUUCAUCAGCAUUGAUGGAAGGGAGAGUAUAUGACCUGAAAACCUUGAAGUUAUUCGGUGGCUAAUUAUUUUUCCAACACUUCUGACAUAUUUUUUUCCUAACUAAAAAUUUAAUUGUGCACCUUUUGUUUGUCCAAUACAUCAAUUGACGUUAUAGAAUAUGUUCUAUCCUCAUUAUUGCCGAGAAAAGAUGCUAACCUGCAGUGGGCUUUUCUUCUCCUAAUUAUUUCCUUGAGAAUACUUUAGUCUUGGAUCUUGGCCCUUCCUAGGUCCUAAUGGUUGGGAAUUUUCUAUUUUUCACGUUUUCUUAUAAAAAAAUUUACUGGGAAAUAUCCAGAAAAAUGUCUUGCAGAUGUUUUCCCUGUCAUUUUAUUCUUCUUGCAGAAUUCUUGCACCCUGGUGUGCACCUCAAAAUCCUAUGUUAGUAAUUGAAACCGUGAAGAAACGCUGAACAGUUUGCUUCUUUGUUUGCUAACUAACAGAACGAAAUGCUUUCUGGGAAGGAAAAUGGUCCGAACAAAGCCACCGAUAUUUCCAAAUCGACUAGUGAAGCUUCUAAAGGUUGGUUUUUUUUUCACCAUUCCACUGUUGAUGUAGCUAAUCACUGAAAUUCUUAAAAACUAUCUUUGAUCAUUAUUUAAAGUGUUCAAAUGCAGUGACAGGGAGUAGUUGAGACUAAAUAAAAAUUAGAAAAUUUCAAUUACUUCAAAGUUUCGUGUUAUGAUUUUCAAAUCUCAAAUACAAUGUACAUUUUUCAAUUUCUUAAGUGAAUUUUUUGAUAAAAAGUCAUGCUAGUUGAGUCAUAAUUGCACUUUCCUGUGGGUAGGCGUGUUCGUAAUUCUUAUGAAAUGAUGAUUGUGGGCUGCUGGUAAUGGUGGUGGAGUGGUGGAAACUCUCCUUGCUUAACACUUCUUUGGAGAGGGGGAAUAGUGUGAUGUUCAUUUUAAAUUAAGUUACACGCUCUCUGAUGAAAGGAUAAUUUGACAACAGUGCUAGCCAAAUGGACAAUGCAGAAAGCGGCAUGUCAGAGUAUAUGCCCUCAUGAGCAGCACCCUUCCCCAUCAACACGGCUCCAUUAUCUGUGUGGGCAUGAUGAAAUGUAAGGUAAAUCAAGACAUUGAAGGAAUUCCUAGACAGGGGCCAAUUGAAAGCGUUUGAGGCCUAAAACUUGAUUAUUCGUGUAAAUUGUACUUAAACAUGUGGAAACUUAUUUGAUCCAUGGAGAGGGUCAACAGAUUAUUAACGAAGAAACAGUGUUCAUUACAUUGUUCAAUUAAAAUUUCAAGGCAUUAUUUGGAAUGGAAAAGUUUGUAACGUGUUAUCUCAGUCCGCGUGCUGCCCUGUUUUUCAUAUUGAAUUAUUCAUGCUUCUCUGAUUCGUGGUGUAUUCUGUCUUUAGUUCAAGUCACGUCACUGAAACAAGGGGACCCUCAUAUUAAGUUAACAAGGCUGUCCCAAACCUAUUAUUCUCUGCUGAUGGUAACAGAAACUGGUGAAUGAGUGGAAAAAUAGAGGAGGCCAAAUCGAUCUGCAAAUUUAAGGUUCCUUGUGUUGCUAGGCUUACUGGUGUUCCCCCCCAUGUUAUCUGAAGCCAGUGUUCAUAUCUGAUGUUGUAUUUCUAGUGAGUUGAUUUCCAUCCUCAUUUAUAUUUUCCAGGUCCAAUCGACACUAGUGUCAAUGAAAAAACGGAGAGAGGAAAUGGUGAAAAGAAAGGGCUGUCGUUGGAACAGUUGGAACCACUGGAGCUCCAAGCUCUGAAUGAAAUCGUUUCAUUGGUUCAUGAAAGUGUGAAAGUUGCAAGCCAAGAUCAGUCUUAUGUGCAGGACUCUUUUGCUCACAAAGAGGACAAUCAAGAAGAUAAACGCCAUAGUGGAAGCUCAUUUAUCAUCAGCGAAGAUCCUGUUGCUGGUAUUCUGCAGAAAAUGAAGCCACGUGUACUCCAAAGUGUCUUGCUAGCCAUGGUGGUAUGAUGAUUUUCCUUUGGAUUCACUUGAAGAACUACUAUAGCCUCAAUGAUUUUGAUUUUUUACCUAGAAAAUUUUAAUAUAGUGUAGACGAGAUGAUUAAAAUGCAAGAAGAUAACCUAAUGUCUUGGUUGCCAUCUAAAUAUAGGACAUGAAAUUAUUUCAGGAUCAAAAAAUUGGGGUGAGCAUAUUGAUCUGGAUCAGAUUCGGUAAACUUGCAAUUCAGGAAAGGGACCUAUCUGAAAAAAAUGAUUCGAAAAUAAUGAUGAAACUUGUGACGGCAUGCAUAUAUAUUUUAUUAACGUAGUGAUGGAUUUAGUAAAUACAAAUGUUGCUAUCAUCAUUUGGCACAUCUUCUUGUCUCUCUCCUACAGGGCAGUGCAACCCCUUUUUUUUUUUUUUUUUUUUUUUUUGGGGGAUAACUGUCUUGAGCCGAACUUCUCGUGAGGUCACCCGUCCGAGUACUUCACACACCCAAGCACUUUGGUGCCUUUCAGCACAUUCUUCAGAGAUAGAUGCCACUAGUGCCUCUCGGCAUGGUGGCGUAAGGCUGCCUCUUGGCAGGUUGUUUUUCAGAGCUAGGUGCCUCUCGGCACGUUGUUCGGGAGAUGGAUGCCACAUGUGCCUCUCGGCAUGGUGGCAGAGGUGCCUCCUGACACAUUCUUUGGAGCUGAGUGCCUGUCGGCACGUUGUUCCUCUCGACACGGUGGCAGGGGUGCCUCCCGACACGUUCUUCGGAGCUGAGUGCCUGUCGCCACGUUGUUCCUCUCGAUAUGGUGGCAGUGCAACCCUUGUUGUUGAAUGAAAAGAAAAAAAGGCAAAAGGGAGAAAACGUUGUAACCAACGGCAUAGUUGACAGAGUCUUAGCCAAUCCUGCUGACUAGCAUUUGGGGUAUAUCUGCAUGUUUUCUUGAACCCAAAUGAAGGUAGACGAGGUGCAUGAACUAAAAAUAGGUGCCUGAAAGCCCCAGCUCCCAUCCGAGCAGCAACUAGCUAGUCCCAGUGUAAAAUAAAUCUGAGUAUGAGUAUGAGGUUCGUCCUCAUAUUUCUCUCAAAAAAUUUAGUCUUGAUUCUCUGGGUAGCUUUGAUGUUCCUAGAACUUUGCCAUUUAUAGCUUUAAAUUUUAAUUUCAGAAAUGAAAUUGGACGAAAGUUAGAUAUUGCUAUAGAAUGUGUUAGUAUUGAUAGAAGAUGCUAGAGUGAGAAAGUAAUGAUUGGCACAUCAAUACCAACGAAAUUCAUGUCAACUCGACCUUGAGUAAAUCACUUCUGUCAUCUCUCGCUCCUCAUUCAUCACCACCAUAGUCAUCUCAAAGUCUUUCUGCAUAUGGAGUUUCAUACAGACGACCAUAUGCAUCCCACCAUGACCAUGAAUGAAGAUGAGUACCAUGAAACUGUACAUGGCGUUGUUCAACACUGGAAAUCAAGAAGCCUCGAAAUGUUUUCGGGAACUGCUAGAUACCAUCAAAUCUGGUUUCUAGAGCUAGCCCGAGCUACUAUUUCCCAAAUUUGGCAACAACUGGCUGGGAUAUCAUUCGCUCAGGGCAAAGGUGAAGGAAGAACAACAAGAAGAAAGUGGUGGGUCUAGUGAGAAUGGCGUGGAUUAGGUUGAUCUGAUCUAGAACUCAUCUUUAGAAAGUUUAUCUAUACUGCCUGCAAUUAAUUGAUCACGCAAUCUACUUUAAGACCUACAUCUUUCUACAAUGACAUACUUCUGAUUGGCGUUUCAGCAUAGCUUCCCAAGAACCUUGGAGGCUCUUAUCCUGCAAUCUCUCUCACCUCUAGCGGCGGAGAUCCUCACUCGUAAAUUCGACGAGCUUGAUCAGCAGACAUCAAAAGAAGAACAGUAUGAUGAUAUUUUUUUUUAUCAUAUUGAUUUCUUUCCAGCAUCUCUGCUUCCGAAAUCUGACUGUCCCCCACCAUCUGCUCCAGGGGUGAGUUCUUUCAGCUGUUCUAUGGGGUAUUCGAUGACCAUUUUGCCGCAAUGGAUUCGAUUUUAAACGGAAAGGAGUCAUUUUCCUUCCAGGUAGUUCCUUCUUUCUUGCUUUCCAAGUAACCAUGCUAAAUCAUGUCAUAAAUAUCAAUCUGCCUUCUGGGCACCGAUACCUGCUGAGAUGCAAGAGCAUGUAUGUAAUUCUUGAAGGGAUUAUGUUCCGUUUGAUUGGAUAUCAGCCCUGCAGCUGAGAUGUUGAACGUGAUUUUUCUUUCCGGAAUCAGAAGAUCUUGUGUGAUCUUAAAUUGUACAUUUUCUUUCUCUUUCUAUUGACUUCAGCGUUAUGUGUUGUAUGUAGGUUUUCAGAAACGUUCUCAACCAGUACUUGGGGGUAGAUGUCUCCAUGCCCAAGCAAUGA